CAUUCCUCUAUAUAUAUAACAGAAAAGGGAAGUUAAAGAAUCACAUAAUUAUCCGUGUCCUCAAAUCUUGUGAUGAUGACAAACAACACUACAAAAACUCGUAACACCUUUCUUAGUUACUUUGUUCCGUUCCUUUGGGGAUUUGUGGUGAUGGAUGCUGGUUUAGGACAAAACACAACUAGUGAUGAAAUAAAAGUAGGAGUAGUUAUUGAUCUCAAAACAAACUUUUCCAAGAUCUGCCUCACUUCAAUUAACAUGUCGUUGUCCGAUUUCUACCAAACUCAUCCUCAUUACCGCACAAGACUUGCUCUUCACGUCAGGGAUUCCAUGGAAGAUAUUGUUGAGGCAUCAGCUGCAGCCUAUAACCUAAUCAAUAACGAGAAAGUGAGGGCCAUCAUCGGACCAAGAAGCUCUAUGCAAGCCGAGUUUAUGAUUAAACUGGCCACCAAAUCUCAAGUACCGACCAUCACUUUCUCAGCAACGAGCCCUCUACUUAGAACUAUCAACAACCCUUACUUCGUCCGAGCCACUAUCAGAGCCGGGCCUAGAAUUUUUAAGGCUAGAAGCCCAAAAAAAAAAAGUGGCCGAAAAUAAAAUAAUGUAGGUAGGGGGAUUUGA
Messenger RNA from Brassica napus (rape), 618 nucleotides. RefSeq names its product glutamate receptor 2.7-like. NCBI's taxonomy places the organism in Eukaryota, Viridiplantae, Streptophyta, Magnoliopsida, Brassicales, Brassicaceae. The transcript is spliced from 2 exons. Bases 73 to 594 code for a protein of 173 amino acids. The record is from RefSeq and is a predicted model, not a curated record.